AUGCCAAGUUUGAAAACAAAGCAUCACAUGAGCUAUUGUUGUUGCGAAAAGACCGUGUCUACAUCCCGGGGUGACAUUCGAGUGCUUGAAGCUAAAGACGUUCUCGCUCUGCAUCACAUGAUUGACUGCAUUGUAUUUCCGCAUAAGGGAAAUACGCCAUAUCCAAAUGAGUAUUCAGAGAGUGACUUGGAUGGGGAUGGGGAUUUGUAUUUCCUAUCUUGGGAUUGUGAUUUGAUUACAACAGGAAUGACUAUACUCUUAAACCAGUCGACGAGACAACUUCCUCACCUGUCACGGUCCAGAAAAUCAGAGAAUUUUUCACCGACCACGCUAUGA
Messenger RNA from Microthlaspi erraticum, 336 nucleotides. The record is from the annotation of a GenBank genome assembly. NCBI's taxonomy places the organism in Eukaryota, Viridiplantae, Streptophyta, Magnoliopsida, Brassicales, Brassicaceae.